AAGGAUUCCAGCGGAAGGAAGUGCCGUCCUGAACGGUUUGAUUCCCUUCAUCUGAGUGUAAACCGCGUGCGCGCGCGCGUGCGUGGAGUGCGCCACGUCGGCAGAAAAGCAGCGCAGCUCGUGCGGAGGUCCGGAGCGCUCAGCCCGCGCGCGCACACGGAGAGGAGGCGCUGUGGAGGAGCAGACGGCGUCACCCCCACACCGGAGCAGGGUUCGAGUCCGAGGCCGCCGACGGGAGUCAUGGUGAAGGACGUAAACAGCAUCAACGUGGAGCCGCAGCCUGGGACCAGCCUGGCCUCAGAUGAAGCCGAUCAGACCGACAGCCAGCCUCCUGAGGACUCCGGCAAAGACCAUGAGGCUCCUCCCCCUGGCGUGAUGUGGCGAGUCACCGGCGGCCUCUUCAGCGUCACCAAGGGCGUUGUCGGUGCGGCCGUGGGAGGCGUGGCCUGGGUGGGCGGCAAGAGUCUGGAGAUCACCAAGUCGGCGGUGACCACGGUUCCCUCGGUGGGGGUGGGGCUGGUAAAGGGGGGCGUGUCCGCAGUGGCCGGCGGCGUCUCCAGCGUCGGUUCGACGGUCGCCAGCAAAGUCCCGUUCACCCCCAAGAGGAAAGAUAAGGCCGAGUGACCCCGCCCCCCCCCGGCCAUCAGAGAGGCUUCUGACUGAUCUCUGCCAAUCAGACGCCGCCGUGCCUUCUUUCUCACCAGCAUGACGACGUGUCAGCCUCACGUCCAGCAGCUCUGCAUCGCCAUGGCAACCGGGAUGCUCCUCCUCUGUACGUCUCCAGGAGGACAAUCCUGACUGGAACCUCCCCGUUCUCCUCCUGCUCCUCGCACUCCUGUGGACGAGUCGUCUUCCUCGUUGGCCGCGGCGUGAAAGUGGCCUCUGGGAGGGAGGACUCGCUCUUCCGCCUGUCCAGAACUCUGAGGCGUGCAGACGGAGGGCGGGGCUUCCCCGGCGCUAUGCAUCCGUCUCUACUGCGAGGAGACGCGGCGGUCUUCGUUCAGCUGUCCGUUCUUCUCUUCAGCCACAUUUCAAAGCAACAUUUGGAGCCGACCGUUGCUGAGCGAGUUCUGCUCUGACUGUUUUCGUGUUUUCUGUCAGUAUAUCAAUAAAACAUAGGAAGGUGAAGUUCA
Oryzias melastigma (Indian medaka) is the source of this 1133-nucleotide messenger RNA. RefSeq lists its product as uncharacterized. The transcript is spliced from 3 exons. Bases 241 to 624 code for a protein of 127 amino acids. The record is from RefSeq and is a predicted model, not a curated record. Lineage: Eukaryota; Metazoa; Chordata; Actinopteri; Beloniformes; Adrianichthyidae.